Molecule: messenger RNA, 2148 nt
Organism: Zeugodacus cucurbitae (melon fly)
Lineage: Eukaryota; Metazoa; Arthropoda; Insecta; Diptera; Tephritidae
Product: maltase A3
Exons: 6
Coding region: 149-1999 (616 amino acids)
Biological process (GO): carbohydrate metabolic process
Source: RefSeq, a predicted model, not a curated record
AAACAACUACUGUUUAUCAAUUACUUGAGAAUAUUUGAAAAAUUUCCAACAACUAAUGACGAUGAGAUAAGAAUCAGAGAGCACUUGUGAAUGAUACGGUCAACCGCCCACUAACGGAUGUUGCGCUCUCCAGUCGACUGCUUUAAAUAUGCGAUCUCUACGGCAAUCACAAACAGUAUUUUUGCAGUCGUCUGCCGUGUUGUUUCAAAAGUGGUAUUUCUCUUCGAAAAUGCGAAAAAUAAUUUCGCUAGUUUUGCUGCUGGCACUUGCUUUUGCCUGCGAUGGCAAGGUCGGGCAGUCAGCUGCGGCUCCAAGUGAGUGGUGGCAGUCCGCACAGUUUUACCAGAUUUAUCCGCGCUCUUUUAUGGACUCCAAUGGUGAUGGUAUUGGCGACCUGGCCGGGAUCACGUCGCGUUUGAACUAUUUGAAGGAUUUGGGUGUUACUGCCGUUUGGCUCUCGCCCAUCUACACCUCACCAAUGGCGGAUUUUGGAUACGACAUUGCCGACUUUUUCGACAUACAACCUGAGUAUGGCACUUUGAAUGACUUUGACAACCUUGUGCAGGAGGCCAAUAAGCUUGGAUUGAAAGUGAUUUUGGACUUCGUGCCAAAUCACUCGAGUGACGAGAACGAGUGGUUUAAGAAAUCUGUUCGCCGUGAGCGUGGUUACGAGGACUAUUACAUGUGGCACGAUGGUUAUAAAAAUGAGAAUGGCACACGCGUGCCGCCGAACAAUUGGCUACAAGCUUUCCGUGGUUCCGCCUGGGAAUGGAACGAGCAGCGCCAACAAUAUUAUCUCCAUCAAUUCGCGGUAAAACAACCCGACUUGAACUAUCGAAACCCCGCCGUGGUGGCGCAAAUGAAGCGCGUCCUUACCUAUUGGUUGGAUCGUGGUGUUGCUGGUUUCCGUGUUGAUGCCGUACCAUGGUGCUUCGAGGUAUUGCCCGACUCGACUGGCCGCUAUCCAGAUGAGCCGAAGAGUGGCUAUACAGACGACCCUGAUGAUUCCAGUUACCUGUUGCAUAUAUACACGCAAGAUCUACCGGAAACCGUGGAUAUGGUGUACCAAUGGCGUCAGUUACUGGAUGACUAUCAGCGCAUACAUGGCGGCGAUAGACGUGUGCUGCUGACUGAGGCUUGGUCACCGCUGGAUUACGUAAUGGAAUUCUAUGGAAACCGCACGACAGAGGGUGCACAAAUGCCAUUCAAUUUCCAAUUCAUUGUUGGCGGCAAUUCAGAUAAGAACAACACGGACUUGCCAGCGUCUGGUUUCGUGAAGAUCAUCAGCAGUUGGUUGGACAAAAUGCCAAGCGGACACGUAGCCAAUUGGGUGAUGGGCAACCACGAUCAGCGACGUGUGGGCAGCCGUUACGGUGAGGGACGUAUAGACACCAUGAAUAUGCUGCAGAUGUUCCUACCGGGAGUUAGUAUAACAUACAUGGGCGAAGAGAUCGGCAUGACGGAUUUGGAUAUCUCUUGGGAAGAUAGUCGCGAUCCCGCCGCUUGCAAUUCAAAUGCGAAUAUUUACGAACAAUUUACACGCGAUCCGGCGCGUACACCCUUCCAGUGGAGCAAUAAUUCCAACGCGGGUUUCUCCACCAACAGUACCACAUGGUUGCCCAUCAAUCCCAACUAUGUGACUGUGAAUGUGCAGACCGAGGCAGAUGCGCCAAAGAGUCACUUGACAAUUUAUAAGCAGCUGGUGGAGCUGCGCAAAUCGAAAACGCUGCAAGAGGGCGAUGCCAGCUAUGCAGCCAUUGGCGAUAAUGAUAAUGUUUUGGCAAUCAAGCGUUCCUUGAAAGGCGAAAAGACAUACCUCUUGCUCGCCAAUGUAAUGGACAGCGAUGCUACAGUGGACGUGAGCGCAGCUUUACGUGUCAGCGGCGACUUCAGUACUAUCAUAUCCAAUAUGGAAUCGACAAGGACGCAAGGCGAUACUGUAAGCGCAACCGGCACAAUGUUAGGGCCUUUUGAGGCAAUUAUUGUGGAGUCGCAGUGAAGGCGCGUACAAUAAAUGUAAGAAAUUGUAGUAAAUUUUAUGAAGAAAUAAUAGUUGAAUUGAGUACUCAAAACCCGAAUUAAAAUUCUAUUUCACACUGUAUGAUUGUGAAUAUUUGAGUUUAAUAAUAAAAACCCAAAAAAUUAAAA